AUGACUUUAAAUCCUUUGUCAAAAAUACUCAAAGAAAAUAAACUUACUGAACCAAAUUUCACUGAUUGGCUCCGAAAUUUGAGAAUCGUUCUCAAUUUGGAAAAGAUCGAUUAUGUUUUGGACCAAGACCCUCCAUUGAUUGGUAUCAUACCAGAUGAUGCUGAUGUUGAUCAGCUUGAUGUUCAUAGUGCUGAGGUUGCAGCAUUUUAUAAGUGGAAGGAUGAUGAUAUGAGGGCUAAGAGUUAUGUCCUUGCCUCUAUGACCAAUGAGUUACAACGUCAGCAUGAAAAGAUGCCUGACGCAAAAUGUAUCGUCAAUCACCUACAAGAGUUGUGCGGUGAGCAUAGUAGGAUUGCACGUUAUGAGGUUACUAAGGCUUUAUUUUGA
This is a messenger RNA of Ipomoea triloba (trilobed morning glory), 387 nucleotides long. RefSeq lists its product as uncharacterized. The record is from RefSeq and is a predicted model, not a curated record. The coding region runs from base 1 to 387 and encodes 128 amino acids. Lineage: Eukaryota; Viridiplantae; Streptophyta; Magnoliopsida; Solanales; Convolvulaceae. The transcript has a single exon.